AUGGCUUUCAAGAACACUGACCUACUGGGUUCACUGAACCCCUUACCCCAGCCGUUCACGUCGACUCCUAAGGAGGACCCUUUAGAUUAUGGGGCAGCGCCUCGUCAAGGCCAUGUCACCAAAAAAUUUGUCUUGUGCUUUGACGGCACAGGCAACAAGUUUUCUGGCACAGAGUCAGAUAGCAAUAUCCUCAAGAUCUAUCGCAUGCUUGACCGUAAUGGCGAUGACCAAUUCCAUUACUAUCAGCCUGGAAUUGGCACGUACAUUACCAAAGCUGAUGGCUCCAUGACUCGAACAGGGCGAUGGGAGAGGUUCCAAUCAUGGUAUGCCAAGGCAAAAGACAGCGCAAUCGGAACAUCUUUUGACAUGCAUGUCAUGGCUGGGUACAAGUUCCUGAUGAGAUAUUACACCCCUGGUGAUGACAUUUACUUCUUUGGUUUCUCGCGGGGCGCUUAUACAGCCCGGUUCCUUGCUGAGAUGUUGGAUCAUGUCGGCCUGCUCUCAGCAGGUAACGAAGAGAUGUGCCAGUUCGCGUGGAAAACAUUUCAAAAAUGGCAGUGCCGAGUACCAGACGAAAAAAAUAACAGGGAACGUGGGCAAAAGUCCGAGAAGCACAAGCUCCUCGAGUUCAUGUGCGCUUUCAGAGAGACGUUCAGUCGUCCGGUCAAACCAAUUCGCUUUCUUGGUCUGUUUGAUACUGUCAACAGUGUACCAGCAUUUGAGAAUGCAUGGAUGCAACGCAGCAGAUUUCCCUACACCGCAAGGAGCAGCGCACGAGUCAUCAGACAUGCGGUCUCAAUAGAUGAACGCCGAGCGAAAUUCCGACAAGAUCUGAUCUCUCAAGAAAGACCGGACAAAUCUCUGUACUACAAGCACCACCAUAAGCACGGCGACAAACUGAGGGGCCUGGUACAUGGUCACAGUGAGCAAAACGAGCAGGACAACAAACAAACCCAGGAGAAUACCAGAGGUCGCUCUCAAAACCUCGCACCACCUGAGCGUUACAGAAACCCCCAUGAUACCUCGGGCGUGCGCAGUUCGAGUGUUGGAUGCUCCCACCUGGAUGACAACCCUCGCUCAGCUACCCCCUCCAUGCGUUCAAUUGACGUUCAUGGAACCUACAAUUCAGCAGACGAAGAGGGUGAACAAGACAUCCAAGAAGUCUGGUUCCCUGGCUGUCACGCCGACAUUGGUGGAGGCUGGCCUCUCGUAGAAGGCGAAGUAUCGCUUAGUCAUGUACCCCUUGUCUGGAUGGUGCGUGAGGCGCAAAAGGCUGGCCUCGAAUUCGACGAGGAGAAGCUCGUAGCUCUGGACUGCUGCCAUGAAGACGCCGUAAAUGGCACCGUAAAACCUUACGACAACGUACCAACCAUUGAAGUUGACCCUGCCUCUCCUUUGCCUGUCGAUAGCGACGCAAACGCAUCGAGCGGCAUCACUGGCUACACCGACGACGAAAAUAUUCUCGCCCACCACCAAGAAUUCCCAGAUACGCGCUUCCACAAGCAUCUUCACGUUGCCGCGACCCAAGGCCGCAUCCACGACGUUCUCCAGUUCAACAACGGCGCUGGCCGCAUGGGCGUCAUGUCGUGGAACAUGAUGGAGUACCUGCCCUUCCGGCGUAUGGACCUGCAAGAAGACGGCAGCUGGAAAGCCAUCCGCUGGCCCUUGCCCAAAGGCGAGACUCGCGACAUUCCCGCCAACGCCGUCAUCCAUGGCAGCGCCAUCAAACGCAUGCACGCCGAUUCCAAAUACCGGCCUGGAAACCUGAUUGUAGGCGGAGGCGGCAGGGGCGUCAGACACGCACCCAAAGACUAUGGAAUUGGGAAAUGGGUCGCUGCUCAUGAAGAGGGCCAUUACGUCGGCGAGUGCUUUGUCAGGCGCUUCCCGCCCGAGCGAACACAAUCGGAUGAGACUGCGCCUUUGGCACGCUCUGGAGCUAGCAAGGAUGAUUUCUUGUCGUCGCGGAAGAAGUCAACUGCUACGUACUAGUUUGAAGCACUGCCUUUUUUGCUCUCCUACCACCUGGUUGGUAUUGACGAUAUUCUCAAUCUACCGUUUACAGGUUGUAUGAAAGGGGCUUCCAGCGUAAUAUACGUUUCCC
Molecule: messenger RNA, 2101 nt
Organism: Exserohilum turcica Et28A
Lineage: Eukaryota; Fungi; Ascomycota; Dothideomycetes; Pleosporales; Pleosporaceae
Exons: 6
Coding region: 1-1989 (662 amino acids)
Source: RefSeq, a predicted model, not a curated record